This is a messenger RNA of Spodoptera exigua (beet armyworm), 1516 nucleotides long. Lineage: Eukaryota; Metazoa; Arthropoda; Insecta; Lepidoptera; Noctuidae. The record is from the annotation of a GenBank genome assembly.
CGAAGAAUUACGUUGACACAGCAGUUUCAAAAUACUGAACAUGCUUGUACGAAACGCGUCGUUCGCCUUAUCACAAUUGCUAAUGCGUUAAACAACGAUAUAGUAUUAAUUUAUAAUGAGCAUACGUCAGUUACAACAUGGCGCUGAAGACGGGUGCUAGUGUUUUGCGACUGAACACGCUACGAAAUGCCGCCGUCAGGUAUGUGGAACGUGUUUUACAGCUGCUGUCCACCCACACAAGGCCGGAGGUUGCACAAAACACGAAACAUGCCGAAUUUCCGGGCGCUAAAGCUCCCUACGUGACGGAAAUGAAGUUCCUGAACGAAUCGAGCUACGACCCCAUCCCUAUCUACCGAGUGUUGGACAACAGCGGGUCAGUGCUCGAGAGUAGGGAGGAGCCAAAUAUCGAUAAAGAUGAACUUGUGAAUAUGUACAAAACUAUGGUGCAGCUGACUCAAAUGGAUAAGAUUUUGUACGAGUCUCAAAGACAAGGCCGUAUAUCAUUCUACAUGACCAACUACGGCGAGGAAGGUAUCCACGUCGGUAGUGCAGCUGCUCUGAGCCCUCGAGACCUGGUGUUCACCCAAUAUCGAGAAGUUGGAGUAUUCCUUUACCGAGGGGUGACAGUGACUGAGCUCAUCAACCAGUGUUACGGCAACCACGAGGACCCUGGCAAAGGAAGGCAGAUGCCAGUCCAUUAUGGCAACAAGCACUUUAAUCUUGUGACCAUCUCCAGCCCUCUAGGAACUCAAAUGCCCCAAGCAGUAGGCGCAGCUUACGCACUGAAGCGGCAGCCGAACAACGACCGCUGUGUGGUCUGCUACUUCGGAGAUGGUGCUGCGUCUGAAGGAGAUGCAUUCGCUGCAUUCAACUUUGCAGCUACAUUAGACUGUCCUGUUAUCCUGUUAUGUAGAAACAACGGCUACGCGAUCUCGACACCAACUAACGAGCAGUACAGAGGCGACGGUAUUGCUUCGCGUGGCCCUGCGCUUGGCAUUCGCACUGUCCGCGUCGAUGGCACCGAUACGCUCGCUGUGUACAAUGCUGUGAAGCAGUCCAGAGAAUACGCCAUAGCUAAUAACAAACCCGUACUGAUUGAGGCAAUGUCCUACAGAGUGGGACAUCACUCCACCUCUGACGACAGCACAGCUUACAGAUCAAUUGAAGAAAUACAAAAGUGGACCAAAGAUGAAAGCCCGCUCCAUAAGUUUAAAAUGUAUUUGGAAGCUAAAGGUCUUUGGGAUGCGGAAGCUGAGAAAACUUGCUUGAAAGAAUCAAGGGACACGGUUGUUAGAACUAUGCAAGAAGCUGAAAAGAAGAAGCGACCACAUUGGAAAGAAAUGCUUGAAGAUGUCUAUUAUGACAUGCCUCCUAGAAUCCAAAAACAAAUGAAACAAAUCGAAGAGCACCUAAAGAAAUACCCAGACAAGUACCCACUCGAUCAAUACCAGGAUUAAUUUAUGUUUUGUUAAUUGUUAUAAUGUUUUAAUAAAAUAAAAAAAUGUUUCGAUAUACA